Harpegnathos saltator (Jerdon's jumping ant) is the source of this 1869-nucleotide messenger RNA. RefSeq lists its product as uncharacterized. Gene Ontology annotation, cellular component: plasma membrane. The coding region runs from base 461 to 1693 and encodes 410 amino acids. NCBI's taxonomy places the organism in Eukaryota, Metazoa, Arthropoda, Insecta, Hymenoptera, Formicidae. Gene Ontology annotation, molecular function: olfactory receptor activity; odorant binding. The transcript has 5 exons. Gene Ontology annotation, biological process: detection of chemical stimulus involved in sensory perception of smell; sensory perception of smell. The record is from RefSeq and is a predicted model, not a curated record.
GCCGCAUUUUCGCUGCCUCUAAUCCACGUCAAUGUGUACUGUGAAAAAUAAUGAAAAGGUAGCAAGCGAGACUAUAUAACCAGACUAUCGCAUGCUCGAUGUGAAGCAGAGACAAUACAAAGCAAGAAAUGUAGAGCCGAAUACAUUACAUAUUCCCCCUCGAUGGUGAAAAGCAUAAAAUAGCACUGUGACCCUUCCUGACGAAUACACUUCCUUACCCUGUAUCUCCUCAAGAUCACUCGCACAUAUUACGCAAUGGUGUUCCAGGAAUCAUAAUUCACUGACAUAUCACCAACAAUGAAACGACCAGAUAGGAAGGGUGAGGAGGAAUCAAUUAUGUUCACCUACGAUUAUUCAGAGGUAGGCGAAAGACGCACAUGCGCGCACUGGACGACUAUCAGACCAUCGUCGGUGAACACGCUCAGUCACAGGCGUGUGUCGUUGCGAUUUAGUCAUUAUCAUGCUUGAUCGUUCGAAGUCGAGGUCUAUUGAGUCCACAACGGACGGUUGGAACUAUAGCUUCCAGCUGAACCGUUGGUUCCUCAAACCGAUCGGCACGUGGCCCCUGUCUCUCUGCGAGACCACGGCGGAGAGGAUCAGCUGUGUGAUCCUGAUAAUAAACAGUUGCUUCCUGAUAGGUUUCCUGCUGCUCCCAUGCACGCUCUGCACGAUCCUGGUGGACACCGAUCUCGAUAGCAAGAUCCGGAUGAUCGGGCCGCUCAGUUUUUUCCUGAUGGCCGCGGUGAAACAUUACAUUCUUAUCGCCCGCAACAAGGACAUCGGCGAGUGCAUUCGUCAUGUACACUUGGACUGGAGUUGCGUCGAAUUGAGCCACGAGAAAGACAGGGAGAUCAUGUUCGACAGCGCCCGAUUCGGCAGGUGGUUGUCCGUCGUCAGCGCGCUCUUCAUGUAUUCCGGCGGUUUGUUCUAUACCACGCUGAUGCCGCUCUUCGCCAAGAGAACGGAUAUCAUCAACAACGAGACAGUGAGAUUGCACGCGUUUCCGGUCUAUCGCCGCCUCUUUGAUCCGCGGGAUAGUCCGUUCUUCGAGGUCGUGCAGUUCAUGCAAGCUUUAGCUGGUUAUGUCAUUUAUACGAACACCAUCGGCGUUUGCAGUCUGGCUGCAGUGUUUGUCAUGCACGCUUGCGGGCAGUUCCAGAUUCUCAUGCUGAAGAUGGAGGACCUUGCAGAUGGCAAGAAGAGGAAGAGCGCUAGCAGCACAUCUGAAGAGAGACUCGGCGACAUCGUGAGGUGUCACAUUAGAAUACUCAGUUUUAUCACUCGUACUGAAGAACUUUUAAACGAGAUUUGCCUCGUGGAUGUAGUCGGAUGCACGCUCAACAUAUGUUUCCUAGGAUUCAACAUGAUGACGGAAUGGGAACAUCGCGAAACUUUAGGAACAAUGACCUACUGUUCGCUACUCAUAUCUUUCACGUUUAAUAUAUUCAUCCUUUGUUAUAUCGGAGAACUUUUGGCCGAGCAGUGCAUACAGAUCGGAAUAAAGGCUUACAUGAUAGACUGGUACCGGUUGCCGGGCAAAGGAGCCCUGGGUUUGACAUUAGUGAUGUCCAUGUCCAAUGCCACGAUCAAACUUACAGCUGGCAAAUUCAUGGACUUGUCCUUGGCCAGUUUCUGCAGCGUCGUCAAAGCAUCCGUGGCUUAUUUGAAUUUACUUCGUACUUUUAAUAACUGAUAUGACAGCCUCCUCAUUCUCGAGUGUAUCAUAACAACAUUAGUACUAAAGCAACGUACUCUUAAUUAUAGUUAAAUAUACGCUACCGUACUAUUCACUUGCUGUUGACCAUGUUACGUGAAUAAUUCUCGAUGUAUGCUAACAUAAAUUUGAGAAAUAAAUUUCUUCUUUCGAGA